AUGCCCAAAGACAAGAAACGCAAGAGAACUCUUGGUGAUAGCAAAUCUGACCAGCCUCAGCAAGUUGACACGUCAAAGCCCACUGCCAUCUUCCGUCCAGCUGGAGGCCGUGCACAUACUCUGAGUGUCGCUCUUCCUGGCAGUAUCAUUGCAAAUGCAAAGUCUCAUGACCAGAAAACUUAUUUGGCUGGGCAAGUCGCAAGAGCGCUUGCUGUCUUCUGUGUCGACGAGGUUGUUGUAUUCGACGAUGAAGACAAAUCCACCCAGGAAUCACGUCCUGAUAUAGGUGAGAAUGAAUACACUGCCUUUUCUCACCCUUGCCACUUUCUGGCUCACCUGCUCUCUUACCUUGAGACCCCUCCUCAUCUGCGCAAAACCGUAUUUCCUAUGCAUCCCAAUCUACGUACUGCCGGCACUUUACCAAGUCUUGAUAUGCCCCAUCAUCUACGCGCCAACGAGUGGUGUGAAUACAGGGAAGGCGUUGCCUUGAACUCGGAUGCAAAUGGAACCUUGGUAGAUGUUGGGCUCUCUGAACCUCAACUGGUUCAGGGCGCCGAAAUACCACAAGGCACUCGCGUCACUCUUCACCUGGAUGAUUCAUCUUCAACUGGAGCAGAAGCUGUCGCACCUAGCACACCGAGAGAGAAGACAGGCUACUACUGGGGGUUUAAUGUUCGCUCAUGCAAUAGCCUGUCCAACGUGUUUACCGAAUGUCCAUUUAAUGGUGGCUACGACGUAUCAUUCGGCACUUCAGAGAGAGGCGACGCCCUGUCUACUAUUCUUGCCCGACCAAGUCUUAGCCAAUCUGAGUCUCGCAACUAUCAACAUGCUCUGGUGGUCUUUGGAGGGGUCGCUGGUCUCGAAGUUGCUGGCAAAAAUGAUGCCGACUUGAGCCAAAUGGGGGUAUCUGGAAUGAACGUACACGAGCUAUUCGACCACUGGGUCAAUGUACUUCCUAAUCAGGGCAGUCGAACCAUAAGAACUGAAGAGGCUGUUUGGCUAGGGCUUAUGGGAUUGAGAGGUUUUAUGGAGAAUAUCGGUGGCUGA
Exophiala aquamarina CBS 119918 is the source of this 1047-nucleotide messenger RNA. RefSeq lists its product as uncharacterized. The transcript has a single exon. Bases 1 to 1047 code for a protein of 348 amino acids. The record is from RefSeq and is a predicted model, not a curated record. Lineage: Eukaryota; Fungi; Ascomycota; Eurotiomycetes; Chaetothyriales; Herpotrichiellaceae.